AAAAAAUGUGAAUGUAAAAUAAAAUUCACGAUAUCCUUACAUCCUCGAUCAGUUUAUCAUAAGGUCUAAAAUCCUAUGACCGCCGACUAUUUACACCAUGGCUGAAAAAUUACAUGAAUACCAAGGUGUGACCGGUCGCCUCCAUGGUGCUCGUGACCGCUACAAGGAGAAAUGGUCGAGGUGGAGGGAACAACAUCCUCGAGGAGUCAAGGAUGCGGUGGCCGAGACCCUCUUUGGAAUCCCCAAUUCUGACGAGCCCCCUGAAAGGGUAUGGCAGGAUAGUGCCUACAGCGAUCUGUAUAGGAGGAAGAGUCGUAUCGAAUUGAUGAGAAUAUCAGCGGCUGUUAUGGGCAUAGAGUUUUCUUACGCCGGGGAGACUGCCUUCGUCUCCCCCACUCUGCUGCAGAUAGGGGUGCCCCACCAACAGAUGACCCUUGUUUGGGCACUGUCACCCCUGAUUGGAUUCUUCAUGACCCCGCUAUUGGGGUCACUUAGUGACCGCUGUCGUUCCAAGUUCGGGAGAAGAAGACCUUUUAUUGUGCUCAUGUCCAUUGGAGUAUUUUUAGGUUUAAUUCUAGUGCCUAACGGCGAAGACAUAGGCUAUGCUCUCGGCGAUGAGUUGCCCCUAAACAGGACAGAAGCGCCAUCUGUUUUGGGCCCACGGAGUUCUGCUUUGGACCAAGAACAUAGCAAUUAUCAUCCUUGGGGCGUGUUCUUUACAGUCCUUUGUACCGUGUUCCUGGACUUUGACGCGGACGCCUGCCAGAGCCCAGCCCGAGCCUAUCUUCUUGAUGUGACGGUUCCAGAGGACCAUGCUAAAGGUCUCAGCACAUUCACGGUGAUGGCUGGAUUAGGCGGCUUCAUGGGGUACGCUCUCGGCGGCAUAAACUGGGACGACACCCGAUUAGGUGAACUAUUUGGUGGCCAUGUCCGAGCAGUGUUCUCGCUAAUCACCAUAAUCUUCAUUGCCUGCGUCACUGCUACCAUCACCAGCUUCAAAGAGAUUCCUCUUUCGGAACUGACUGACCAGGAGGAGUUCAGAAAACAAGCGGAGACAGAACGAGCUCAAGAGAGCUUCGAUGAGGGCCCUGAUGGACCAGACAAGAAUCUGAAGAAGGAUAAUGUAACUUAUGGAGCUCUGAAUCAGCCUGAGAGUGGAGCAGCAAUAAACGUGGUGGAAACAGGUCAUCCAAGUGGAAACCUGUCACUAGCCCACUACUUGAAGUCCAUCGUGCUGAUGCCCAGUUCUUUGCGCGUGGUUUGUCUCACAAACCUGUUCUGCUGGAUGGCACAUGUCUGCUACUCACUUUACUUUACUGACUUCGUCGGCGAGGCUGUCUUCGGAGGGAAUCCUGCGGCGCCAGUGGGCAGUAUUUCUCGUUCGGAGUAUGAAGCAGGAGUACGUUUCGGAUGCUGGGGCAUGGCGAUGUACUCACUCUCCUGCGCUUGCUACUCUACUAUCAUCGAGCGACUCAUCAAACGACUUGGAGCAAAACGCGUAUACGUGGGUGGUCUCUGCACGUACAGCUGCGGUAUGAUGGCGCUGUGCCUCAUCAGGGCGAAGGCAGCUGUGUUGCUGUGCAGCUGGACGGCUGGUGUCAUGUACUCCACACUCUUCACAAUGCCUUACCUCCUGGUCGCUCACUAUCACGCUACAGGCAUGUGGGAUAGUGGUGGCGGUGGUUGCGGAGAAGAGCGAGGUAUCGGCACAGAUGUAGCUGUGAUCAGCAGCUGCGUGUUCGUGGCACAACUCCUGGUUUCCUUCAUCAUGGGCUUCGCAGUGAAGGCCAUGGGAUCCACUGCUGCUGUUGUAGCAGUCGCUGCUACAUUAGCUGCUGCAGCUGCUGUCACUGCCACGAAGAUUACUUACUUGGAUCUGUAA
Molecule: messenger RNA, 1882 nt
Organism: Spodoptera exigua (beet armyworm)
Lineage: Eukaryota; Metazoa; Arthropoda; Insecta; Lepidoptera; Noctuidae
Source: the annotation of a GenBank genome assembly